This is a messenger RNA of Cannabis sativa, 2747 nucleotides long. Its product is annotated as protein trichome birefringence-like 33. Gene Ontology annotation, molecular function: O-acetyltransferase activity. The record is from RefSeq and is a predicted model, not a curated record. The transcript has 6 exons. Bases 484 to 1845 code for a protein of 453 amino acids. NCBI's taxonomy places the organism in Eukaryota, Viridiplantae, Streptophyta, Magnoliopsida, Rosales, Cannabaceae. Gene Ontology annotation, cellular component: Golgi apparatus.
CAUAUACUGUAAAUUUCACGAAAUAAUAGAAAGAAAUAUAUAUAGAGAGAAUAAAAGGCUAGCUAGCUACAUAUUGGUGUAACAUACAUGUAUAUAAAAUUUGGUUUUCGGAGAGAUGUUUAGAGGAAGAAAAAGCUUUAAUUUCAUGUAGGUAGGUCAAAUUAAUAACACAACUGGAGGAAAUAAUAUUAAAUAAUAAUAAUAAUAAUUUAUUUUAAUGAAUAUCAAUGAUUAAUUAGUUGGUUAGAGAAAAAAAAAAUAUUAAACAAUUGAAUGCAAUGACAAAACCGAAUUCUCUAAACAAUGACUAUUAUAAAGAUUAAUGAAAUUGAAAGAGAGAUUAAUAUAAUCUUCCAUUUUCCAUUCAUCGUCAUUUGCAUUCUCCAAAAAUGUCCACACCUGUAGAGAGAGCUAACUAUAAGCUAUAACUAUAUUAACAUUAACAAAGUAGGCUUUUAAUUUGGAGUAGAAAUAUAUAAUAAAAUGAAGCUUCUAGCUCCUUUGUCAUCAUCUUCUUCUUCUUCUUCUUCCUCAGCUCUAAAAAAGCCUCAUCGGCAACUGUCUCAAUACCUUUUCUCUUUACUAGCUUUCAUUGUGUUCGUCACCAUUCUCUACAGUGAAGACUUCUUAUGCAUAUUUCGCCAGCAACUCAAACUCGAGUCUGCCGACUCGGACCGAGUCCUCUCUCGACCCGGUGAAGCAGAGAUAGUUUGGGAUAAAAAAGAGGUUAAUAUUGUAGAAGAAAAAGAAGAAGAGAAAUGGAAGAUACCGUUUGCAGUAGGGGAAAGUGAAGAAAGUUGCGACAUAUUUAGUGGGAGAUGGGUUUGGGAUGAGUCAAGACCUCUUUAUGAAGAGUCAGAUUGUUCUUAUAUACAAUCCCAAUUAACCUGUAUGGAACAUGGUCGUCCAGACAAGAAUUUUCGAAACUGGAGAUGGCAACCUCAUCGAUGUCAACUUCCCAAGUUCAAUGCGUCGCUUGUGCUUGAGUCCCUUAGAGGAAAGAGGAUGAUGUUCGUUGGAGAUUCUCUGAACAGAGGUCAAUUCCAAUCAAUGGUUUGUCUUGUUCAAUCACUCAUUCCUCCACAUGCCAAAUCCAUGCAAACCUUUGGCUCCUUGAUCGUUUUCACUGCCAAGGAGUACAAUGCUACAAUUGAGUUCUACUGGGCACCCUUUCUUCUUGAAUCAAACACAGACAAUGCUAUCGUCCAUAAAUUUAAUGAAAGAAUUGUGAGAAAAGGUUCUAUCAAUAAACAUGGAAACCAUUGGAAGAAUACUGACAUAUUAGUGUUCAACACUUACCUGUGGUGGAUGACCGGUUAUAAGAUGAACAUCUCGCGAAAACCUUUUGAUGACAAAAUUAAGGAUAUUGUUGAGCUGUCGACUGAUGAUGCUUAUCGUAUGGCUAUGAAGAGUAUGUUGAGAUGGGUACGGCGCAAUAUGGACCCUAAGAAGACAAGGGUUUUCUUCACUAGCAUGUCACCUAUUCAUGACAAGAGCAUAGGUUGGGGUGGGAAAGCAGGAGGGAAUUGCUACAACGAAACGAAGAUAAUAGAAGAUCCAAAUUAUUGGGGUUCAGACAGAAGGAGUAUACUAAAAGUGAGUGGAGAUGUGUUGAGUAAGUCAAAAUAUCCAAUAACAUUUCUGAACAUCACACAACUCUCAAGCUACCGUAAAGAUGCACACACAUCAAUCUACAAGAAGCAAUGGAAUCCACUCACUCCCCACCAAUUGGCCAAUCCCAUUAGCUAUGCCGAUUGUGUGCAUUGGUGUUUGCCUGGACUUCAAGACACUUGGAAUGAGCUUCUUUUUGCCAAACUCUUUUACCCUUCUUCUUCAUCAUCAUGAUUCAUCAUUAUUUAAAUCCACUCUUUAAUUACUUCAUACUAUUGGAUUAAUUACUGGAAUCACAUUUCAUCACUUCAUAUGGGAUCAUGUACAGUUUACUCUUUUUUUUUUUUCUCAUUUGAUCAAGUGUAAAUUAAUUUAAUGAAAGGAGAAAAGAGAAGAACAUGAUAAUUUCUACAUAGAAUUAUUUUGGGUUUGAGCCUAAUCGAUUCUGGAAAGUGUACUCUUCUUUGUCAGUAUUCCUCUAUUCACUUAUUUAUAAGAUAGUAGUUACCAUACAAAUCAUAAUUGGCCUCCCCAUACUAAUUAUAAUAGAUAUAAAGCUUAUGAAACAUUUGAAUCUAUGGUGGCUGAAUGUUAAACCGUUUAUUUCAAUUGUUCAAAUGUAUGUUCACAUAUAUCUUGUUGUUGUUGUUUUUUUUCCCUGUGAUUCAUAUACUGCUGCUUUUAUUUGAUAUGACAAGGUUCCUUCUUAGAAAUUGCAGGGUCUCUUUAGCGAAGUCAUUCUCAUGGGGAGGGUAAAUUCAGUGGUGGCCCAAGCUAGAGGCAAGAAGGGCAAUUGCCUAAGGCCCAUUACUAAGAGAGGCCUCUUUUUUUUUACAUCAAAACUACUUCAAAUACAACCUACAGCAAGUUAUAACAACUAUAAUAUAUAUAAUUUCAAAUAGUCCAUAUCUCCAAACUCAUGCAUUCACAAUAUUCAUAAUAAUAAACCAUGAAAUGAUACUUUUUUUUUUUUAGGGAAAAUACUUAGUUAUUAUUAACCAAUCAAGAUUCGUUUACAAUAACCGAGUAUAUAGGCGGAGGAAUAAUCUCCAACCAAGUACAAGCCUCAUCCAACCCUAAUGCAAAUUUAGCUAGCCCAUGCGCUGCAUUAUUAGCAGAACGAUAGACAUGUGACA